AUGGCAGCGAAGUUGCACCUUCAACAAGCGCAUGGUGGGGAUGGUUUGGUUGAAGCUGGGCCUGGCCCUGGGGUCGAGACUGUGCCCAGCGUGCCAUCAGUGCCACCUUCCAGUCCCAUUGAGCGAAGUUUUGCCGACGACGAAGAGCGCCGUCCUCGCCGUAUGAGGCCCACGCCAAAACCACUCCACCAACCCGAUCGUGAGGUACCGGAGGCCGCUAUGGAAGAGCUGCUCGGAGUAUGGGACAAAAUUGGGCUCAGCAGGUUGGAGAAAAACUUUGUACACAGCACAAUGGUGAUGAAAGUUUUUGCCGCGCGGCCUGACGUCUCUGAGCAGCCCCUUUACGAACCUGUUACUCCCGAAGGGGAUAACCCCUUCGAAAACCUGGACCAGGUUUCUGCCGGUGUGGUGACAGAGUCAUACAUUGGGGACCAUGCAUUUACCGAUUUGGACCUAAAAGAACCGUUUGUCGAAGCACCCGAUUACACACUAAAUCCAUUUCGUGCUGGGAAGGUUGGAAACCCAUUUACGAAGGUUUCUACCGCGCAACGCGAAGCACUUCGGCCUGCUCAGCAGCAGCUGGUAAAAGAGGAACCUGUAACAGCUCCAGUUACAUCAUUUGGUCAGUUGCCACUGUUUGGAAAGCAGCAAGAGUCGAAUGAAGCCAUAACAACAAGGACAUCACAACAGGGGGCCUCUGAUGUAGGUGAGGUUUCCUCACCCUUCUCGGCGACCAUAGCCGAUUCACCGUUUACUGGAAAAGUGGCUUCGCCUUUUGCUUCGACUUCCGAAACUGCAGCCACGCCCUUUGAAAAUUCACCAUUUACGGCGACAUCUCCUUUUGCUGUUCCCGGAAUGCAGCAAGCGGCGUCACUUACUGCACCAGAUGCGUCUAGUCCUUUUGCUCAAAGUUCUUCGAUCCCUCCUGCCGCGUUCCCCAUGACAAUGGGAAUCCCCAACAUGCCUGCAAAUUCUCAACAGGAGCAAUGUGUCCCAGAGCAAGAACAUGAAUGCCCCUCGUGUGGGAAAAAGUUCGCUACUUUCGACGGCGCCGCCAUGCAUAGCAAAGCAAAACAUGGUGUUGUUCUCGAACUUGAGAAGAAGGAGAAAGGAAAGCAACAGGGGCGCGGCAUACCGGAUUUACCGGCAUACAUUCCAAGCCCUGUCGAUCUCUCCUCGACAUCUCCUUUUGGGACAAAAAACCCUGUUGGUGCAUCCUGGGCGGAAACGGAGCUCAUACCUCAUGCUCAGUGCAUGAGCAACAUUACAAUUCUAGGUCGCGUGCUCGAUGUCACACAAACAAUGGACAGCAUUUCACACGUAACAGUUUUUGUACAAGGUGAGCGAAACGGGGAAGAAGAGACUGUAACACUUCACUGUUCGGGCGAAAUUAACCGUCGGUUCAAGGACACACUGAAGCGUAAUACCACGGUCUUUGUGAGUGGGACCUUACGUCUUCAUCCUGUUUACGAGGCAUCCAACAACAAGUACUACAUGAGCCCUGUUGUGCACGUUGCGUUGCCAACGGGUAUGCUGGCUGUGAUCGCAUAA
Messenger RNA from Trypanosoma grayi, 1551 nucleotides. Its product is annotated as putative RNA editing complex protein MP63. The transcript has a single exon. Bases 1 to 1551 code for a protein of 516 amino acids. The record is from RefSeq and is a predicted model, not a curated record. Lineage: Eukaryota; Euglenozoa; Kinetoplastea; Trypanosomatida; Trypanosomatidae.